Messenger RNA from Helianthus annuus (common sunflower), 2653 nucleotides. RefSeq names its product G-type lectin S-receptor-like serine/threonine-protein kinase SD2-5. The coding region runs from base 140 to 2560 and encodes 806 amino acids. Gene Ontology annotation, molecular function: ATP binding; protein serine/threonine kinase activity. Gene Ontology annotation, biological process: protein phosphorylation. The record is from RefSeq and is a predicted model, not a curated record. NCBI's taxonomy places the organism in Eukaryota, Viridiplantae, Streptophyta, Magnoliopsida, Asterales, Asteraceae. The transcript has a single exon.
CUCCGUAUAAACCAUUAUAAUCUCUCAUCUAGAUCACAUAUCCUUUGGCUCAAAUAAGUCAACGUAGACUUGUUGAAGACUUGUAACAGAUUGAUUGGGUAUUUGAAUCAUUCAUUCUUCAUACAAGUGUUCAUCAGUCAUGAGGAUUUCUACUUUCUUCUCUGCCUUUUUUAUAAUUCUCAUGUUAUCACCCGCUACUGUGCCUUUAAAAUUCUACUAUCAAACAGCAAAUCUUUCCACUACAUGGACCACCAAUUACUCGGAUUACCAACCCAUGCUCCUUAGUGGAAACAAGUUAGCUACAUUCACCUGUGGCUUUCGCUGUGGAGCAGAUGGUACCUCGUGCCUCUUUUCCAUAUUCAUUUUUCCGAACUAUGUUACAUAUGGGCGAUCUGAAGUCGUUUGGUCAGCCAACAGAGGCUAUCUGGUUAGGGGUGAUGCGAUACUGAAUUUCACUGCAGCUGGAGACUUGAUGCUUAAGGAUGGAGACGGAAGCAUAGUUUGGGCUACUAACACUGCAGGAAAAGCAGUUGCUGGCAUGAACCUAACUGAUUCCGGAAAUCUGGUGUUAUUCGAUGACCAGAACUUGGUAGUUUGGCAAUCUUUUGAUGACCCAACAGACUCUUUGUUACCUGGCCAAAAGCUGUAUCAAGGUCAAAAACUGAAAUCUAGUGUUUCUUUAUCCAACUCAUCGGGUCGGGAAGGUAUGUUUUCUAUUGGAAUCACAGAUAUAGGUUUGUUUGCUUAUGUUGAAUCAAACCCACCUCAAGCCUUUUACCGUAUGUUGGUCUAUCCUAAUGGCAAUGAUACACAUAAAGGAAGACGAUACGUUAGGUUCUUGAAUGGGAGUUUGUCACUAUUCAUUCGUUCUUCCGAACCAAGUGAUCCUGAUGUUUCAAUUUACAUACCUACAGCAUCCUCAGUUCAGUAUAUUAAACUGAUGUCAGAUGGGCAUUUGAAAGUGUUUGAAUAUCAAUCUGGAGGGUGGAUAGAGGUAGCGGAUCUUCUUAAUGUAGGAAACUGCAGUUAUCCUUUAACUUGCGGAAGAAAUUCCAUCUGCUUGGCUGGUCAACAACAAUGUAGUUGUGCCGGAAGAGAACAUUUUAGACCUGUGAACGAUCGCCAACCCAACCUGGGUUGCUCCGAAAUUACUCCCCUAAGAUGUAAUUCUACACAAGAUCAAGAUUUAAACACAGUUGAGAAUGUCAAAUACUUCACCUCUACCGCUGACAUGGAAGGGGUGAAUAUGGAAACUUGCAAACAAGCAUGUCGAAAAAAAUGCUCAUGCAAAGCCGCUUUUUAUCAAUAUUAUUCACAUGUUUCAAGUGGAGAUUGUUUUUUACUUUCAGAGAUAUUUACAAUGAAGACUGUUGAUCCACUUUAUUAUAAUGCGUCAGCUUUCAUAAAAGUCCAGUAUGUUACAUCACAUCAUGUUUCUCAUCAAGUUGCAAGACUUGUAGGCUCUACAGUUGGAAGUUUUGUGCUUCUACUUGUUGUGGCCAUAGGGGUUAUGUAUGUAGUCUAUAAGCGUAAAGGGGAUACUGAAAUGGAAGAAGGGUACUUGGAUCAAUUGCCAGGAAUGCCGAAUCGGUUUUCUUAUGAAGAACUGAAAACUGCUACAGAGAAUUUUAGUAAAAAGCUUGGUCAAGGAGGGUUUGGAUCAGUUUUCGAAGGGACUCUUGUAGAUGGCAUGAAGAUUGCAGUAAAAUGUCUUGAAGGUUUUGCGCAAGUUAAGAAAUCAUUUCUAGCUGAGGUUCAAUCCAUUGGCAGCAUUCACCAUGUGAAUCUGAUUAGACUUAGAGGAUUCUGUACAUUGAAAUCACAAUGGUUUCUAGUGUAUGACUUCAUGAGUAACGGGUCAUUAGAUCGGUGGAUCUAUCAUGGAAACCGAGAACACGUACUUGAAUGGGAAAGCAGAAAGAAAAUCAUUAUUGAUAUAGCCAAAGGUCUAGCAUAUCUCCAUGAAGAAUGUAGGCAAAAAAUCAUCCACCUCGACAUUAAACCUCAAAACAUACUUCUAGAUGACAAUUUCAAUGCCAAAGUAUCUGAUUUUGGGUUGUCUAAGCUGAUUAACAAAAGUCAAACCGAAGUGAUGACCAGCAUAAAAGGAACACCUGGUUAUAUAGCUCCAGAAUGUUGGAGCUCCAUAAUAACUGAAAAGGCGGAUGUAUACAGCUUCGGGAUCGUUCUGUUGGAGAUCUUAUGUGGCAGGAAAAUUUUCGAUAGAUCUCAGUCUGAAGAAAGCUGGCACUUGCUUUUUGUCUUUCAGAAAUGCUGGGAGGAAGGAACAUUACUAGAUCUUGCUGACAGAGACAGUGAAGAUAUGCAGGUACACAAAACUGAAGUGGUGGAGAUGAUGAAAGUGGCUGCAUGGUGUUUACAAACAAACUAUAAGAGAAGGCCUUCAAUGUCAUCUGUGGUUAAGGUGUUAGAAGGAGGAAUGCAUGUUGAAACGAACUUGGAUUACGACUUCACAAAUCUAAGAAUUCAGGAACCAACAGUUGGAGACCAGAAAGAUUUCACGUUAUUGCCGUCAUCCAUUUUGUCGGGGCCAAGAUGAGUAGUCCUGAGGUUCUUGUGGAUCAUUUCUAUGCAGUUUUUUUUCUGUUUCAUUAUUAACUGAAAUGUUGGUUAUAUAUCAUAAUUUUAUAUA